Molecule: messenger RNA, 2980 nt
Organism: Asparagus officinalis (garden asparagus)
Lineage: Eukaryota; Viridiplantae; Streptophyta; Magnoliopsida; Asparagales; Asparagaceae
Product: proline-rich receptor-like protein kinase PERK9
Exons: 10
Coding region: 721-2751 (676 amino acids)
Biological process (GO): protein phosphorylation
Molecular function (GO): ATP binding; protein kinase activity
Source: RefSeq, a predicted model, not a curated record
UUUACCGAAUACGGUGCCCAGAUCCCAUCCUUCAAGGCAGACAGAGACGACUACAGACCGAUACCAUUGAAAAAUCCCUCGAGUCUUCGCACCCCAAUUUUCUCUCUCUAGAAUUUUACACAUUCUCUCUUGAAUUAUUAACCCCGAGUCGCCUUCACGUUGGUCUUCAAGCCCCCUCGAGGAGAGUUGAAGAGAGAAGAGAGCUAGCUAAAGGUGACUUCUUUCAUUCUUUCUGUUCUUAAAGCUGCAUUGCUAAUUUUGAGAAAUUAGCUUGUUUUGGACCUGGGUUUUGUUCGGUUCGGUGUUUUUGGCGAGGAUGUUGGUGAAAGAUUGGAUUUUGAGGGGGUUGGUUCGAGGAAUGUGAGAGGAUUGGAGGUUUGCCCGUGAGGUGUUUGUAGAUUUGACUCUGUGAGUUUGGGAAAUUUUUGAUAUUGGGUUUUGUAAGGAGAAGUUGGAUCUUUGUUGGGCUUUGAAGAUCUGGGCCAUGCUAGAUAUGUGCUUGUCACAGGUUUUCAUGCGCUAGUUUGAGUUAGGAUUAGCAGGAGGAGAUUGGAGCUACUGAGACUAGGUUAAGAUUUCAUAGUGGGUUUAAUAGGAGAUUCUAUGAGAAGGGGAAAGGUUGGAUCUCUGGUGGUUUUUUGAAGUGUUGGAGAUCUGGGUCAUGCUAGAUUUGUGCUUGCCACAAGUUUUGAUGGAUUAAUUUGAUUUUGGACCAGUAAGAUGGCUACUUCUCCUUCUUCUUCGGCGACACCGCCGUCUUCUUCCGCUACGCCUGCACCUCCAAUACCUUCUUCUUCAUUGUCUCCUCCACCUUCAACCUCCCAACCACCUCCGGCCGCCAAGUCCCUCCUCCGCGUUGCCUCUCCUCCUCCUCCACCACCAACAUCAUCACCUCCGCCUUCUUCGAACCCUCCUCCUACUCCUAAAUUAACCCCUCCACCUUCUGCUAACCCUCCCACAACUCCUACCUUAACUCCUCCACCUUCUGCUAACCCUCCCCCAACUCCCACCUUAACUCCUCCACCUUCUGCUAACCCUCCCCCAACUCCUACCUUAACUCCUCCACCAACUCAAGCUGACCCCCCCUCAUCAUCUCCACCACCUCCAUUGGCUAACCCUCCAACCCCAUCACCUCCAUCGCCAAUUUCCGGUUCCCCCCCUCCUUCUAAAUCUCAAACGCCGCCUGCAACUCCUUCAAGCCCACCUCCAAAGGAAUCGCCUCCAUUGGUUCCUUCUCCUCCUUCCCCUCCCCCUAGCAAUUCCUCUAGUGGCUCACCCCCUCUGGACCCGUCUCCACCUUCUCCUCCUUUACCCUCUCCCAACACUCCAACGGGUGACCCAACAAGUCCAAUUAGCCCUAGCGGCAAUGGAAACAAGUCGUCUAGUUUCAGCCCUAAUGUCACUGCCGGAACUGGAGGUGGGGGUAAUGGUGGAGGUCAUGAGGUGAAGACUGGUGUUGUGGUGCCAAUUGCUGUGGUAGCUAGUCUCUUGGUGCUUGGUUUAGUAGGAUUAGCUGUGUGGUAUUUCAAGAAGAAGAGAAGAAGGUCCGGUGGAUAUGCAGCUGGAUUUGUCAUGCCGUCACCAUUUGCAUCUUCACAAAUAUCAGAAUCAUCUCCAACAGCUCGUCUUGCAUACCACAGCUCUGGGACCGGGAGCAAUGGAUUCAUGGACUCACCUGACCCAGGCGUAGGAAAUUCAAAGCAAUGGUUUAGCUAUGACGAACUUUACAAGAUUACAAAUGGGUUCUCGGAUCAGAAUCUUUUGGGCGAGGGUGGAUUUGGUUGUGUGUAUAAAGGAUGCCUCCCGGAUGGGAGGGAGGUUGCUGUCAAGCAACUUAAAGUUGGUGGUUCACAGGGGGAGCGUGAAUUUAGAGCUGAAGUGGAGAUAAUUGGUCGUGUACACCAUCGCCAUUUGGUUUCCCUUGUAGGUUAUUGUAUAGCUGGCAACCAAAGAAUACUUGUUUAUGACUUUGUUCCUAAUAAUACACUUCACUAUCAUCUCCAUGCCGAAGGAAGACCUGUUUUGGAUUGGGCAACCAGAGUCAAGAUUGCUGCUGGGGCAGCUCGAGGACUUGCAUACCUCCAUGAGGAUUGUCAUCCAAGGAUUAUUCAUAGAGAUAUAAAGUCCUCAAACAUCUUAUUAGAUGCCAACUUCGAAGCGCAGGUAUCUGAUUUUGGGCUUGCAAGGUUAGCUAUGGAUGCUGUGACACAUGUCACUACACGAGUAAUGGGGACAUUUGGAUACUUGGCUCCAGAGUAUGCUUCAAGUGGCAAGUUGACUGAGAAAUCUGAUGUUUAUUCUUUUGGAGUUGUACUCUUGGAGCUAAUUACUGGAAGAAAGCCUGUCGAUACAUCCCAACCUGUGGGAGAUGAGAGCCUUGUUGAGUGGGCUCGACCACUGCUGACUCAUGCACUUGAAACUGGAGACUUCAAUGAGCUACCAGAUCCGAGGCUUGAAAAGAACUACGAUGAGAAAGAGAUGUUUCGAAUGAUUGAAGCAGCAGCUGCUUGUGUUCGUCAUUCCGCAGCAAUGAGGCCUCGUAUGGGGCUGGUGGCGAGAGCUCUAGACGGGUUAUCUGACAUUGAUUUAAGCAAUGGCAUGAAACCGGGCAACAGUGAACUUUUUUCUGCACAAUCUGCAGAUAUCGCGUUAUUUCGUAGGAUGGCUUUUGGAAGCCAAGAAUAUAGUAGCGACUUAAGUAAUUUCAGCAACUUCAGCAGAACGAGUAGGCAGAGUCAGAGAGAUGUAUGAUAAAAAAAUUCAAUCUUUUUUCUCCAUUUCUUAAAGAAUAUAAUUUGUGCUUGUGAUGUUUUGCUCACUCAUUCCACUACAUUUUCUUUUUCUAUAGAAAAGGAAUAAAAUUCUUUCAUUUUUUUUUUGUGUCUGUUCGAACGGAGGUCGAUUUGUUUGUGUAUUUAACAAUCGCGAUCUUGUAAAUUCUUCUUGAAAAAACUAAAUUGAAGAAGUAAAGGUUUUAGAA